AUGAAACAAAAACUCAAAAACAAACUCGCCGCAAUAUACGAUCUCACAGGGCUAUCCCAGAUCCACCUUACCCUAGCACCCCUCCGCCAGAAACUCUUCUCCUCAACCGACCAGAUCUCCACCCUCCUUGAGCUCUGCUACUCCCUCGCCCGCAUCUCCCCGGGCUGGUCGUCGUCGUCGAGCUCCGGGUUUCUGCACGAAAAACACUUCCACCAGUCGCCCAUCAAGCUCAGAAUCAAAACCCUCGGGGACAAAGCCGUCAAACUGAUGCUGCCUGCCAGCGCGCCGAGGAGUGCGGGCCCGUAUGUGAGGGAGGGAUACCAGCUAGGAGACGGAUGUAAUUUUAAUAGCUUCGUUUCGAUGCUGCCGGAGAGCUGCCGGGAUAUCUCGCAGAAGGCUAGUCCGCUGGGGUUGGUUGCGAUGCUGUUUCCGUAUGGGAAGACGGAGGAGAAUAUGAGAUAUGUUGCGUGCUGCUUCUGGAUUUGGUUAUGUGUGAUUGACGAUCUGACCGAGCAUCUCGUUGGGGACGAAUGGGAGCAAACCGAAUCUGACCUAAUGCUCGUCUUCAACACGCCUAGAGAUUCCAUGGACUGUCUCAACUACUUCCACAAAGACAGCGACGCCGUGCAAGUCUCCCACGCCCUCCGCACCGUCAUCGACUCAACCUCCAUCUACUACCAAUCCGGCGUCGUUUCCGCUCCCUGGAAAGUCGCAUUCAACAAUGCCGUCAAGGAGGUCAUUGCUGGCUUUAGGGCCGAGAGACCGCUCCUUUCAGCGGACAGGAUUGAGCUGUCUGACUGGAUGCCCGUGAGGAUGAUCACGAUUUCUGUACGCCCAUUCAUGAUCCUCGCAAAGGCAAGCCUAAACCUCGACCUCACAAUGUCCAACUUCGGAAACCCACUACGUGAAGACCAAACACCCUCCUCCGACCACCGCCGCGGCUACGACGCUACCCUAGCCAAAGUCGAGCGCCUCCUCCAACUCAUCAUGGGCCUCCAAAACGACAUCCUAGGCUGGGAAAAAGACUUCGCCCUCUCCAACCCGCUCAACGCCAUCCAAAUCCUCAUCCUCCACGGCGCCACGCCCAGCAGCGCCUUCGCCGACGUCGUCGAGACCCACAACGAGCUCGUGCGGCAGCUCUUCCACUACGGCGAGCGCGCAUGGAUCGAGUCACUCACCGCCGGCGACGAUAUUGGCGGCCCGGGAACCUACACGUACGGUGCGACGGUGCGCUCGAACCGCAGCAGUAUUGCGAGCUUCAUGGCGGCCCCCGGACAGAGGCAGAGGUUGAUGCCUGAUGUGGACGUGCAGAGGUAUCUGGAGCUUAUCAUGGGCUUUGCGAAUGGGAUGGCGAGCUGGAUGGCGGUGAGUAAGAGGUAUGAGGUCUCCGUCUGA
This is a messenger RNA of Morchella importuna, 1395 nucleotides long. RefSeq lists its product as uncharacterized. The record is from RefSeq and is a predicted model, not a curated record. Bases 1 to 1395 code for a protein of 464 amino acids. The transcript is spliced from 5 exons. Lineage: Eukaryota; Fungi; Ascomycota; Pezizomycetes; Pezizales; Morchellaceae.